Aspergillus fijiensis CBS 313.89 is the source of this 1943-nucleotide messenger RNA. Its product is annotated as tRNA lysidine(34) synthetase. NCBI's taxonomy places the organism in Eukaryota, Fungi, Ascomycota, Eurotiomycetes, Eurotiales, Aspergillaceae. The transcript is spliced from 6 exons. Gene Ontology annotation, molecular function: ligase activity, forming carbon-nitrogen bonds; ATP binding. The record is from RefSeq and is a predicted model, not a curated record. Gene Ontology annotation, biological process: tRNA processing. Bases 42 to 1943 code for a protein of 633 amino acids.
CUCCCCAUCAACAUUUUGAGUGUUUGGUCCCUUGGCCAGCCAUGGCCAUUUCCGAAAUACUGCACCACAAGAAACCCACUGCAAUAACCGUCUCACAGUUCGUAAACUCUUUCCAGCGAAUAUGGCACGACUCAAGGACGCGCGGGGGCCAGCGAGCGCGGAACACCCGUUUCCCAUCCCGACUAGGCCUAGCCAUCAGCGGCGGCGCCGACAGCAUGGCGCUGGCCUACCUGUGCCGCGAAUGGGAAAAAUCCACUCCUGAGGUGACCGUGACAGCCUUCAUCGUGGACCACCGCGCGCGCGAGGAGAGCUCACGCGAGGCCGCCACCGUCGCCUCCUGGCUCGCAGACAUGAACAUCACCACGCACAUCCUGCCGCUCGACUGGUCCAGCCUGACCACGAGUCCGCAGACCCUGCCCGCCUUCGAAACCCACGCCCGCCGCCUCCGCUUCCAAGCCCUGGGCCGCGCCUGCCGCGCCGCGGCCAUCGACGCCCUCCUGACGGGCCACCACCGCGACGACGCCGUCGAGACCACGCUGUGGCGGCUGUGCACGGGCGCACGCGGCGCCGGGCUCGCCGGGAUUCCGGAAUGCACGGGGAUUCCCGAGUGCCAUGGCAUGUUUGGGGUGGUGGGGAGUCGGGGAGUGGAGUUGUUGAGAUCCGCAUACCCUGGCCCUUAUCCUCCCCAUUCACAUUCCCGGGUGGGUUCUGGCCAGCAGCAGCAGCAGCAGCAGCAGCAGCAGACAGCGCCAAUGGCCACCGGAACCCUCCCCAUCAUCCGCCCGCUCCUCGCCUUCCCCAAAUCCGACCUCCUGGCUACCUGCGCCACUCACAGAAUUCCGUUCGUCUCCGACCCGACGAAUUUCGAUCCCACGCUGACGCCCCGCAAUGCCAUACGGAGUCUGUUGGCACAACAAAAGUUGCCGCGGGCGCUGCGCGAGGGAUCCGUGUUGGGAUUGAUGGGGGCGAGUCGUCGACUUAUCAGGACGGCUGAGGAGGAGUCGGAGCGGUUGUUGCGGUUGUGUGGGGUUGGGGGGUUCGUGCCGGAGACGGGGGUCGUGGGGGUUGGGUUCCCUUCGCUUGCAUCUUGCGGUGAUUCUCGAAGUGUACACACCCAAAUACAAGCCCUCGCCCUCCGCCGCAUCACGGAGCUCGUCUCCCCGUUCCCGGAUAAUCACUUCCCGCUGCGCGCGUUCGAGCCGUUUGUGGCGAGGGUGUUUCGGGGCAAGCAGGAGCAGGAGCAGGAGGAGCAGCCGUUCACGCUGGGCGGCGUCCUGUUCCAGCCCCUGUCGUUUUCCCAGGCCCAGCAGAAGAAGGGCGAGGAGAGGUCUGAUGCCCCCAAGAACAGCAACGGCAGCAACCAAAACACAUGGCUCCUCUCCCGCCAACCGUACAUGAAGAACCGGCUCCCGGCUCUGGAUUUCCACCUCUGCACGGAGGGAUCUGUCACCACUCCUGAACGGCAGGAGCAGGAGCAGGAGCAAGAGCAAGAGCAAUGGCACCUCUGGGAUAACAGAUACUGGUUCCGCGUGGGCUGGUCCAGCAGCAGCAGCAGCAGCUCCGCACCACCAAAAUCAAUCCCCAACCCCAACCCCGGAAUCAGUUCUCAGAACCCAGAACCCCCGAAAAUCCACCUCCGCCUCCGCCCCCUCCAGAAAUCAGACCUCAGCAUCCUCCGCCAAAUAGCAGACCCCAAAGCCCUCACCCGCCUCCUCGCGCAGGUCAGCCCCGGACGCACGCGAUUCACUAUCCCCGUGCUGGUGCAGGUGCUUGAAGAAAUCCCCCUCGUCCUCCCGACGCUGGAUCUGUGGCUUCCUUCCUCGCCGGCACUCAAACAUCAAGGAAGAUGGCCGGAGGGGAAGAGCCUACGCUGGGAAUGGCGGUAUAAGAUGGUGGAUCGGGCGGGGACGCUUCGAUUAAUGGGGUGGGAAACGGAGGAGUAG